Trichobilharzia szidati is the source of this 1894-nucleotide messenger RNA. NCBI's taxonomy places the organism in Eukaryota, Metazoa, Platyhelminthes, Trematoda, Strigeidida, Schistosomatidae. The record is from the annotation of a GenBank genome assembly.
CGUUAGAUGAGCGAGUUGGGUUCUUUAAUUUAUGACGUUGCCGAAGAGAUUGUCCGUUACUUUAGUGUUCGGAAACUUGAGUUAGGAUGGGAUGAUUCCACUUCCAAAUCUGUCAUAGAUUCUUUGGUGCCUAAAAGGAUUUUGGGGACAGUAAAGAUGUACAAGUCCUUAGAAAAAUUUCCGGAGACCAGACGAUUACUCUCAUGUAUCGAAUCAAGUUCUUUGCAGAGUGAUAGAGUGCUCGAAAAGACAAUAAGAAAAUUGCUGGAAAAUUGCAUUCAUCAAAUCUAUUCGACUGAAAACCCUAAGACAGCGCCGCUAUCACAUAAGUUCACAGAAUGUGUUUCUGCCGUCUCUGAGAAGGAACAAUGUGACUGUUUAAGAAUGCUCUCUACACCAACUGUACCCAGUUAUUCCUCUUCAAUGCAACAGUAUGAGGCCAGCAGUGCCCAAAGAAUAGUAGCUUUUGCUUCAAAAAUGCUUUGUGAUCUGUUUUUUCUAGCAGAUCGUCGUAAGCGCAAAGAAGAUUUAUGUAUAGCCACACCAGAUACAAAUAGAACUCAUAAACUUAUCACGGAUAUUUCACUUCCGGCAGCGGACGCCAUCAUGUUUACAGUUAGCACAGUUGAUGAGGAUGAAAUUAUGAACUCUGGCAGUCGAAAAAAUAUGAUGAAUAGAAAAUACACAAUCCACACCAAAAAGUCGGUCACUUCUGAUUCAAGGGAGCAGAGUAAGACACUAAAUAAUGAAUUUCAAAAUGCCGGAAAGCACCCACUGUUUACCCGUAUCAGCACAGGGUCAUUACCUGAUCGUCCUCUGUAUGUUUCAAAUUUCUUUAAUGAUACCACAAGUAAUAUUUAUGCGGAGCAAAUCUGCACACACAUGGGAAAAAGUCAAGAUGAAAAACGAAAGAAUAACUCUGUAUAUCCUGGUAGUUCAAAACAGUCAUUUCAUGUAAAACCAACUCCUUUCAUGGAUAAAAAUCCAUCUUUACCUCAAGUAAACUUGUCAAAUUGUAAAGCUUUUACAGUUGAAAGAUGUAAUGAAAACAGAAAAGAUGAUUAUCCAUUAGCUUUUUCCACCGAAAAGUCUUUAUUAUCGCUUCCUGACCUUAAAGGUCACUUUUAUUGUAGUAAACCACAGUCAGAAGAAUCAUUUCAACCACUUCAUUUAAAUCAUUGUACAGAACAGUUUUUCAAAAAUGCAACAUCAAAAACUAAGAAAUGCAAACGAGAGGGAUUUAUUUUAUCAAUAGACAAACGUUUGGAAAAACACAGGAUUAAUGAAAAGAAAAUUCAACUGUGCGAAACUCAAAACUUCUGCGCGGAUCGGAAGAAGAAAAUAAACUCUAAGGUGAAGGAUCGUAAGACGGUAAAUAUGAACGAAACUGUAAAAUGCAUCAACUCUACUGAUAUUUCUAAUAAACGUUUGACUACAAGGAAAGUUACCAGGAAACCGAAGGUUUUUCAAUUGUUUAGUGAUUCAACUGAUCAACAUUCUAUUAAGUCACCGAUAGAUCCUGAUCGAUCUACUGAAACAACUGAAAAAUUAUUCUUUCCAUCGAGGAGACUUUCACUUUUGAAUUCUUUCAAGUCUAAUUCUAACGAAGCUGUCGAUUUUGUAAACGUAGAUGUGCAAUCCAAGCUUGAUACAGCAGUCAAGUCUAAAAUAUUUUCUGAUGAAAUUUACAUGCAGUUGAAUGGCCUCAGUAGUUGCUACACGUCUGAAAUUUCUGACAGUCGAGAGCGUCAAGUAAGUUGCCUACAUAGACAAUAUCUUUUACAUCAAGUACCAACAGUUAUGAGAAUUAGCUUCAUGUAUUUGGAAUAUUUUAUUUAUAAUCAUCUGUCUGAGUAAUAAUCAACCAAUCACUAUGCAUACAAAGUGUCAAUAA